AUGAUAAUGAUUUUAUACAAAAAAAAACAUUGUACACAGCUUGUUGAAUAUACAUUUGAUGAUUUUAUCUCAAAUAUGAUAACUGAUUAUAAUGAUCCAUUAGAAACUGAUAACGGAUCUGAACAUUUACGAAAUGAAAACAAAAAUUUAUCAACAACUAUUGGUGGCUUCACACAAGAGAAAGAAAAGCAAGGCAAACAACUAAAUGAAAUUCAAGAAAAUUUAGUUAAUGAAAGAGCAACGAAUAAACAAUUAGAAAAACGUUUCAAUAAAAGUCAACAAGAGUUAAAUAAAUUAAAACAUAAUUUUAACGAAGAAAAAAUCAUGAACCAACAAUUAAUUCAAAAACAAAAUGAUCUUAUGGAUAAAAUGACAAAGCAGGACAAGGAAAUUAAAGCACUUAAUGAUCAAGUUGGUGAUUUAAUUCUUCAUCUUGAGGGUGCAGAAAAACUUAAAGUUGAAGCAACAGCAGGUGAACUUGCAACAAGUCAAAUUGUUAUUACUUCCAAACAAAAAAAUCAACAAUUCAACAUAUAUCCUUAA
Molecule: messenger RNA, 543 nt
Organism: Rotaria sp. Silwood1
Lineage: Eukaryota; Metazoa; Rotifera; Eurotatoria; Philodinida; Philodinidae
Source: the annotation of a GenBank genome assembly